UUGUUAAUUAAUUAAUACAUUGCAUGAAAGUAUCUACAAAAUUUACCUUCUUGUGCCAAGAUAUCAGAGAAAUACAUAUUAUUUGUACACAAAGCUAUCCAUAAUCCAAAACCCCAUAGAAAUAAAAUAUUCCAGGAUAUAUAAUGUGAUUUAUUCCGUUUGAAUAGCCUCAUUGCACAAGGAAUAUUACUUUAAAAUAUCUAAUUCUUCCAUUAGUAUAUAAAUAUUUGCUAACAUUAUUAUAGUAGGCAUAUAAGUCAAUUUUGUAAAAGUAAAUUCAUAGUAAAUCAAAAGGUUACAUAAACAAAAAAAAAAGAAGGCAAUCAAUGCAAAAUUUCAUUCACAUGUAUAUUUUCACUACAUCAUUUAAUGGAUGUCAAUAAUUUAGAAUUCAGCAGAAGAUAUAAAUUUAUAUUAUGACUAAUAUUUUAAAUGUGUUAAUUAAAAUUUGUAAUGUGCAAUAUUUCAACACGUUUAGAUAGCUUGAAUCAACAGCUUAUGGUUAUUUCUAAAUUACAAAAAAUGGAAGAAGAAUGUAACAUAUGUCCUGUUGCAACAUGUAAGAAGUGUAGUUUAUUCAAUGUUGGUAAAGUGUACCAAUGCGCCCAUCGCCUUUUAUGUUUAAAAGAACAAUGCAAUAAAUAUAAUGAUAAAUGCAUUUUACACAGUGACAGUAAUAGGAGGAUAUUGUGUAAUGCAAAAACAUGCAAAACACGUAAAAAAUUAAUUGUCUGUAGAGAUACCAAACUAGCUGAAGGUAUACUCAUCAUUUCAUGCAAUAAAUAUUACAUAUUAAUACAAUCUUUUUUAACAGUUCAGACAAAUUUACAAAAUGAUAUACAAGUGUCAAGAAGUAUCAAUACAAUUAAUCAAGACCAUAUACAGAUGCAGGAAACAGCAAAUAAAUCUAAUCAAAUAAAUUUAAAUUCACAAUUAUAUAAAACAUAUGUUAGCGAUAAAGUGGUUAAUACACAUGAAGAGAAGAGUGAACAAACCAUUCCUACAAAAGAUAAUUUUCAUAUGGAAACAAGUACAAAUAAUUCUAAUGUAAAUAUUAUGCAAAUUGCGGUAUUGGGUAAAGAAAAAUCUAAAGUUGAAGCAGAAAGAGAUGUUACUGAAGAAACUGAUAAGUUACAAGAAAUAUAUUCCACUAUAGAAACUGUUCAAUAUAGAAACCUGCCAAGCGUAAAUGACAAAGAAAUAUUUGAGAGAAUCCAAAAGGUUUUAUUCAAAAGAAAUUACUACUUAUGUACUUUUAAUGAAAAAACACGUAACAAAGAAUUAGAAAAGAAAUUAAAGGCUCUGACCUGCAGUUUAAAAUGUCUCGAAGACAAACAAAGGGCAGCUUGUUUAAAAGAUUCAGUAGAAACAAUGGAUCAAGAAACUCAACUUGCAGUCAGAGAAUCGAGAGCUAGAACAAAUUUAAUUAAAGGACAGCAAGCAAUAGAAUUAAUUAAAGGAACACGAGAAGAAGAACUGUGGAACGAAAUCGCAAGAUUACAACAACAAACAAUUGAAGUUGCACAUGCAAAUACCGUUUUAUCGCAAGAACGCGAUAGUUUAAGAGUUCAAUUACAAUCCUUUUCGGAAGUAGAAGCUAAACGGUGUGAAGAAGUUGAACAAGAACUGAAUCGAAUGAAACACGCUGCGGAAGAAAAAGAAGAUGCUUUAAAUACUGAAAAAACAGAACUCAGGAAUAUGAUUACAGAACUUACAAAUGUAAUUAAGAUACAGAAGAGAAGGAUAUGUGAAGUAACUUGUGUAUGUAAUAAUCAGCAACAUGCAUUGCAACAAAAGGAUAAGGAAUUACAUGAAAAAAGCAGUGAAUUAUCAGAAGUAACACAAAUGUUAGAAUCAAGUAAUGAAAGUGUUAACAAACUACAAGAAGAAGUAGAAGAGCUGAAAUACUGUUUGUGUGAAGAGAGAAAGACUUGUGAGUGCCUUAGAGAAGAAGUACAAACUCUUACAGAAAACCAUUCUUCUGAUAUGAGGAUAAAAGAAAAAAUCAUAGAAGAACAGAACAAAACUAUUUCAAAACAAAAAAAGUUAUUACAUGACAGUGAAGAAAUGGCCCAGCUAGUUGCAUGUGAAUUUGAUCAACUCAAAGAACAAAUGCAUGAAGAAAAACAGAGAAAUAAAUCUCUGCAAUUAACACUGGAUAAAACUGAGAGUAAAUUAAGUAAAGUAUAUCAGUCACAAUGUGAGCAAUGUAGAAAAUUAGUAAAUGAAAUAGAUUAUUUGAAGAAAGAAAAACAAAGAGCACUAACAGUUGCAAGAUUUGCAUAUGAAAAAUUACGUCAGUCCUUUAAACAAUAUCAGACGAAACUUGCAUAUGAAAGACAGCAGUAUAGAUACUUGGAAUCUAUUGUUAAUAAAAAAGAGCAGGAAAUAGAAUAUUUAAAGAGUCAAAUAUGUCCAGGUACUGCAAGACCUUAUUAAAAAAAUAAAUGGUUAUAUUAUGUAAUUUAUAUAUCAUAAAAUUAUGUUAUAAUGUUUAUGCUGAAAGUGUUGGAAUGAAAGUUUAUAAAAUUUGAAUUUGAGGGAUCUACAUUGACUAAUACUAAAUAUUAUUC
Messenger RNA from Megachile rotundata (alfalfa leafcutting bee), 2573 nucleotides. RefSeq lists its product as uncharacterized. The record is from RefSeq and is a predicted model, not a curated record. Lineage: Eukaryota; Metazoa; Arthropoda; Insecta; Hymenoptera; Megachilidae.